AUGAACGAAGCAUGGAUCGAGUCUGCGUGCGAACCUACUCGGCAUCCAAAGUCACACAGUGAUGCUGUCUGGGACAUUGCUUGGACGGCGAAUGACUCCGUCGUCUCUGUCUCUGCUGACGGCUCCCUCAAACAAUGGGACUCCGACUCAGGUCAGGUCCUCCGGAUCCCCCCAACGCAUACCCUCGGCCUUGUUUCCUUGUCUGUCUCUCCAAGUGGUAAACAUGCACUCUACAACACAAUCGACGGUUCGACGUGUCUUUGGGAUUUGGAGAGCGGGGAAGUCGUGGGACAACACGAAGGCUACGCGCGCGGCGGAACCGAGACGACAGAAACUGCAUGGUCCGUGUCCUUGGACCCGAAAGGUGGAUCCUAUGCAUCUACCGGGGGUUCUGGCAACAUCACUAUUCAUUCUGCCCAGUUGGAUUCCUUUGGCCAGCGGCUAUCCACCUUAUCUAGUGGGCGCAACAAAUUUGGGAUGCAUUGUCGAUAUAGUCCAGAUGGCUCUCGCAUAGCACUGGCCACGGAAUCAGGCCAGAUGUACGUGUAUGACAUCCAAUCCAGUGCACUUAUAGCAACCUACACGUCGCACGCUAUGGCCGUUCGCUCCCUAGCAUGGUCACCGGAUUCGCAGUUCCUACUAUCAGCGUCAGAAGAUAAACGGCUGGUCCUACAUGACAUUCGUUCGUCGUCAUCGUCAGGGAAGCCUGGGUCGGGCGCGGUAGCUUCUCUGUCUGGGCAUUCAUCUUGGGUGCUCAGUACGGACAUAUCACCAGAUGGGCGAUUGGCUCUAUCUGGUUCCGCUGAUAAAACUAUAAGGGUAUGGGACCUGUCUGCCCGCGCUGCUGUCUCGGUCGUUCAAGACACAGGUGAGGUAUGGAGCGUGUCAUGGAGGCCGCGACCAUCCUCCAAUAAUUCAGCGGGAGCGUUCGUGAGCGGAGGCGAAGAUGGUCUUGUACGAUGGUGGAGAGCCGCAGGCGCCAGCUGAACCUAAAGUGGUUCCUGUACAAUAGUGCUCGUCGGCAAGCAUCUCACUGACCUAUCAUUCCUGAUAACGUGACGUCCAAGUAUGACUUAGAUAUGUUAGCUCCUCGUCACCUUUGACUUUUGAUUCUUCAAAGUUGGGAGGUUUGUGUCUCCGGCCCACGAACGUGUGAUAGUCUAGAUCGAUACACCAGUG
Messenger RNA from Heterobasidion irregulare TC 32-1, 1179 nucleotides. RefSeq lists its product as uncharacterized. Gene Ontology annotation, molecular function: protein binding. Gene Ontology annotation, cellular component: Cdc73/Paf1 complex. The record is from RefSeq and is a predicted model, not a curated record. The coding region runs from base 1 to 987 and encodes 328 amino acids. NCBI's taxonomy places the organism in Eukaryota, Fungi, Basidiomycota, Agaricomycetes, Russulales, Bondarzewiaceae. The transcript has 6 exons.